This is a messenger RNA of Sporisorium graminicola, 1122 nucleotides long. RefSeq lists its product as uncharacterized. Gene Ontology annotation, cellular component: cytoplasm. The record is from RefSeq and is a predicted model, not a curated record. Gene Ontology annotation, molecular function: dimethylallyltranstransferase activity; (2E,6E)-farnesyl diphosphate synthase activity. The transcript has a single exon. Gene Ontology annotation, biological process: trans, trans-farnesyl diphosphate biosynthetic process. NCBI's taxonomy places the organism in Eukaryota, Fungi, Basidiomycota, Ustilaginomycetes, Ustilaginales, Ustilaginaceae. Bases 1 to 1122 code for a protein of 373 amino acids.
AUGUCCGCUUCCAACGUCGAUGCCCAAGCUCUGGCCGACAAGGCCCAGCUCAAGAUCCAGAAGCGCAAACGCUUCGAGGCCGUCUUCCCGCUUUUGGUCGAGGAGCUCACCUCUUACCUUGCCUCGGAAAACAUGCCUGCUGAAGCCAUCGACUGGUUCCGUCGCAACCUCGACUACAACACACCGGGCGGUAAACUCAACCGUGGUCUCUCGGUCGUCGACACGGUCGAGAUCCUCCUUUGUACCGACGCUGCUACCGGUAAGCUCUCGCGUCAGCUCACCGAGCCCGAGUACCUCAAGGCUGCCAUCCUCGGCUGGUGCAUCGAGCUUCUCCAGGCCUACUUCCUCGUUGCUGAUGACAUGAUGGAUGCAAGCGUCACGCGCAGAGGUCAGCCCUGCUGGUACCGCGUCGAGGGCGUCGGCAACAUUGCCAUCAACGACGCCUUCAUGCUGGAAGCUGCCAUCUACUUUUUGCUCAAAAAGCACUUCCGCUCUGAGCCGUACUACGGCAUGCUCCUCGAACUCUUCCACGACGUCACCUUCCAGACUGAGCUCGGCCAGCUCAUUGACCUUAUCACCGCCCCAGAAGACUCGGUCGACCUGUCCAAAUUCUCGCUGCAAAAGCACCACCUCAUCGUCGUGUACAAGACCGCCUUCUACUCGUUCUACCUCCCCGUCGCCCUCGCCAUGCGCAUGGCCGGUGUCACCGACGAGUCUCUCUACAAGCAGGCUCUCAAUAUCCUCCUCCCCAUGGGCGAGUACUUCCAGGUCCAGGACGACUUCCUUGACUGCUACGGUACCCCGGAACAGAUCGGCAAGAUCGGCACCGACAUUUUCGACAACAAGUGCUCCUGGAACAUCAACGUCGCCCUCCAGCAUGCUACCCCUGAGCAGCGUCAGGUCCUCGACGCCAACUAUGGCAAGAAGGACGCAGAAUGCGAGAAGCGCGUCAAGGAUGUGUUCAACCAGUCCAACAUUGACCUCCGCAGCCGCUUCCAGAAGUACGAGGCCGAGUCGUACGAACAGAUCAACACGCUCAUCAACAACCUCCCCGAGUCGCAAGGCCUUCGUCGUGAAGUCUUCCGUUCUUUCCUCGACAAGGUUUACAAGCGAUCCAAGUAA